Molecule: messenger RNA, 2503 nt
Organism: Cottoperca gobio
Lineage: Eukaryota; Metazoa; Chordata; Actinopteri; Perciformes; Bovichtidae
Product: acetylcholine receptor subunit alpha-like
Exons: 10
Coding region: 152-1546 (464 amino acids)
Biological process (GO): monoatomic ion transmembrane transport
Cellular component (GO): postsynaptic membrane
Molecular function (GO): transmembrane signaling receptor activity; acetylcholine-gated monoatomic cation-selective channel activity
Source: RefSeq, a predicted model, not a curated record
CUCCAACGUGUCGGCCACAGCUUUAGUGCUGUCAGCUUCUGUGUAGAGUCAGUUAGCAAGUCUCACGCUAACCUCAAGCUAACUGGUGAACACGUUAUUACAACAGAUGCUGUAGACUUCAGGGCUGUUUUCAUAAACAUCUGGUGGAGAUAUGAACCUCUCUAAGCUCCAGAUCUUGCUGCCGUGGAUCCUCGGGGUGCUUGCCGGUAAGUCUACCUGUGUGUCGCUGUUGUGCUCCGAGGAUGAGACUCGUCUGGUGAAAGACUUGUUUACUGGCUACAACAAGGUGGUGCGUCCCGUGAACCACUUCAGUGACGCCGUGGAGGUCACCGUGGGACUGCAGCUGAUACAGCUCAUCAGUGUGGAUGAAGUGAACCAGAUCGUGACGAGUAACGUUCGUCUCAAACAGCAAUGGUUAGACGUGAACCUGAAUUGGAAUCCGGAUGACUACGGAGGCAUCAGGAAGAUAAGAAUCCCUUCAACCGACAUAUGGAAACCUGACCUGGUGCUAUACAACAAUGCCGACGGUGACUUUGCCAUCAUCCAUUUAACCAAAGGCCUGCUGGAGCACACCGGGAAGAUCACGUGGAACCCUCCGGCCAUCUUUAAGAGUUACUGUGAGAUCAUCGUCCUGCAUUUCCCGUUUGACCUGCAGAACUGCAGCAUGAAACUGGGAACCUGGACGUACGAUGGACUGCUGGUCAUCAUCAACCCGGACAACGAUCGGCCUGACCUCAGUAACUUCAUGGAGUCGGGUGAAUGGGUGUUAAAGGACUACAGGAGCUGGAAACAUUGGGUUUACUACACCUGCUGUCCCAACACGCCAUACCUCGACAUCACCUACCACUUCCUGAUGCUGCGGCUGCCUCUCUAUUUCAUCGUCAACGUCAUCAUUCCCUGCAUGCUGUUCUCUUUUCUCACCGGACUGGUCUUCUACCUGCCUACUGACUCCGGUGAGAAGAUGACUCUCUCCAUCUCUGUCCUGCUGUCUCUGACCGUCUUCCUGCUGGUUAUUGUGGAGCUGAUCCCCUCCACCUCCAGCGCUGUUCCUCUCAUAGGGAAAUACAUGCUCUUCACUAUGGUGUUCGUCAUCGCCUCCAUCAUCAUCACCGUCAUCGUCAUCAACACGCAUCACCGCUCGCCCAGCACGCACACCAUGCCCGCCUGGAUCCGCAAGGUCUUCAUCGAUACCAUUCCCAACAUGAUGUUCUUCUCAACAAUGAAGCGUCCCAGUCAGGAGAUCCGGCAGAAGAGGUCGUUCCCCACUGACAUGGACAUCUCUGACAUCUCAGGUAACCCCACACCCACCAGUGUCACCUACCAGUCUCCCUUCGCUAAAAACCCGGAUGUCCGCAGCGCCAUUGAAGGGGUGAAGUACAUCGCCGAGACCAUGAAAUCAGACGAGGAAUCUAACAAUGCAUCAGAGGAGUGGAAGUUCGUCGCCAUGGUGUUGGACCACAUCCUGCUCUGCGUGUUCAUGGCCGUGUGCAUCAUCGGCACGCUCGCAGUCUUUGGCGGGAGACUCAUCGAGCUCAACACGCUGUAGAGGCACUGACCCGAUGUGUCGUCAGAGUCGACGUCACACUUCGACGUGCGUCCUGUUAAUAGAUCGGUUCAGGUUGUUUCUUUAACCCUUUCAAAUGUACACGUCUGGGUAUCUACUGAACUCCAGGAGGCUGCAGAUGAGGUCGCAUCUUAAAGGCACGAGUCUCGCGAUCUACUUGAAGCGGUCGGUUCUUUGUGCAGUGUUUUAUUGCUGCGAACAGCACAAGUGAUUUUGUUUUGUCUUUAGUGGCAGCUUGAUUUAAGGUCUGAGUCAGAGGACGUUCGGAAAUGUUCAAACCUUUAACAUGAGAACCUUUUCACGUCGAUGGAGAUGUUUAAUUCUAUUUCAAUCUAACUUUAUUGCCAGGUGUAAAUGAGUAAUGACAGUCUUGGUCGUCGAGUGCAGGCAAUACAUAUUUCUGCCUGGAGGUUUUAUUGUUUGUUUUGCCUGACACUGGACUUCUGAGCUUCUCAUUUAUAUUUAUGGCUCACGGUUGUGAAUUGUGUAAAUAUUCAUGGGUUAGCGACACGGUUUGCUUCGUCACCGACACGUAUAAAUUCCUCUUUAACCUGUUGUACAGUUUGUUAAGCGCUUAUUAGUUUUUAGUAUAAUUGUUCGAUAAAUUAUCUGCUUUUAAAUCUGUCACAGCUCAGAGAUGUGUUGCAGGUAAAUGUAGAGCCAACAAAGACUUGUUACGCUACAAUACCUGACAUCAAAGGUAUCAUUUUAAUAAAUGAGGUCAAACAAUUCUCUCAUUUAGAGAACAUGAUAUUAAAGCUAAUAGGAACUGUGCGUGUUGUACAAUAACUAACAUAUUAAAGUGAGUGAGUGUUACCACAGCUGCGACCGUCCAUUCACUUCUUUAAUAAUACAAUAAAACUUCUGCUGUCAUAUUGUCCUGAUCAUUUAUUGUCUUUUAAUAUAUAUUUGGUUGUGUAAUGUGAAAGAGUAACAAAU